CUUUCUUCUCGCAGUAGCAUCAGGAGUCCUGAUUCAGGAGGAACAGACAGCAGCAGUAAAUAUUAUUGUAUUAAUAAAAAUUGUUUAUUAUUAAUUUAGGAUAAUGACUGUGUUUAAAGUCAUUAUCCUUGGAUAUUGUUCAUAUUAAGUAGAGUGGUUUGUGCUGUGCCGUGUCAUCGUUAACAGAGAUGGCUCAAGGCUGUCAAGAUGACAACUCUGCAGGGCCAGAGUCGGAAGAAAAGAGGACAAAGGUGCUUGAUGGGGUCACUCCCAAUGGUCAGGCUGAGGAGGAAAUGGACAUAAUUUCAGAAGUCACCAACAACCUCAACGACAGUGACGAUGAAAUGAAAAACGCCAGUUACGAGGAGACUGGCGAUACAUCCGAGAUUGAUCCGUUGAUACAAAUUAAUGGCGAUGGGGAAGUGCAUCACGAGAGUGACGAGGAGGAGAAGGAAGAGGAAGAAAUUAGUAAAAGUGGUGGAGGUAAUGUGCACAAAGAGAAAGAUUUAGUUGAAGAAGGAUCUAAGAUCAAUGGAGACGUUGAGGAUGAUGAAGAUAAGAUGAUGGAUGAGGACAUCGAUGAUCAACCCAAAGAUAAAGUUAAUGGUGACGUAGAAUCUGGCAAAGGAGAGGGCAAUAAUUCUAAAGGGGAGGAGGUCUCAAAAAUUUAUAACAACAGCAAUGGUAAAAAUGCUUCUCGUCUUAAUAGCGACAAAAUUCAGGAGGAAAACAAAGAUUCUGACGACUCUGAGGUGGAAACUAUCCUCCAAAAGAUUCCUAAUAAUAAUAAAGAGCCUGAUGAAAAUCAGAUGGAUGUUGAUGACGAGGAUGAUGGACCAGCCAAUCCGAACAUUGACUUGAGGUCAACCUCUGUGCUCGACACAAGCUUCAGUAACAGAGGUUCGACACCCACCAUCAUUGGAGGCGACCUAGAGAGUGAGGCUCGAAUUCAAAAUGAGGAAAGACUUUCGAAAAAUACGGGGGACUCGGAUGACGAUUCAGGAGUUAUACGAAUUAGAGAUAUCGGAUCGUUGCGCGGAGAUGAAGACUCGGACGAUGAUGUUAUUGAACUCUGUUCGACUUUACCAAAAAAUAAACCACCUGCGACAAGCGUGUUGAACGAAGACAACGAAUCAAAUUUUAUCAUUCCGGUUGAUCAUGACACUGCAGAUAUACGCUCUGAUGCUUUAGAUAGUUUGAAUAUGGAUCAUGUUCCAAAUCAAGUUCACACCCCGUAUGUGUUGGACAGUCCUAACAACAGCCUUCUCCAGUCAUUCUCCAUGUUGUGCACAACAGACGUUACGACGCCAUCGGUGCCAUUAUCUGAAAAGCAAAGAAAGUCGCUAGCCUUGUGUAAGAAACUGGGGGAGUUGAGCAACAUGUUGAAAAACUUUGAGAAGAAGGGCCAGAAUGGGAUAUGUGUUCGUACCAGAGAAACUCCAACAGUUAUCAACGUCUCAGCAACCGGAGCCAUUACGUUGGCCCCCUCUUCACCAAACGCGAAUCAGUCGACUGCUGGACAAGCAACAACUGUCCCACAACAACAAGAAGGGAAUAACACAUAUUCCGGCCAAAGAUUUGUUAGACUUGAUGCUAACUCGUCACAGCAGAACUCUAACACUGUUCGGUGUAUAGUAACGUCACGGGGCCUUGAAAAAGUUUCUUCAGUGCCAACAAUGACAACAACAAAUCCACUGAGAACAUACUCAGGGGCUGGUAACAGGCCCACAAUAUUAACCUCGUCAACGAGUAAUCAACAGCAAGGUUCAAAUUCAGUAUCUCGAAAUAUGCAUCAAGUUGUCUUUGACCCAAACACUGGACUAUUGCUGUGUCCCACGACCCAAGCUCCGCCUUCAACAGCAGUUACUGCAUCACAGCAAUUUGCUAAUGCAAAUUUACGGCAGUACAGAGCGGUUCAAGCUCCCCCACACUUGAUUGCCUCUCUCAGAUCUGGUUCUCUGCAGCUGAAUCGACCUGCUGCCCCCCUCAUGGUAAAUGGCACAUCAUUAACCAGAGUUGUUCAACAACCGCCAGCCACCAGCAUCGCCUCAACCAUGAUGAAUGGAGCAACGAAUGUGAACAGUUUGUCUUCAAACACUAUCCGCCAAGAUAAGACGACGCCUGUACAAAUGACAGCGUCACAAAACUAUAUUCAACAACAGCAACAGAGUGCCACUGUGAUUACGCCUCCUUCAAAUAUGUCGCAACCAGGAGCUCAAAGAAUGAGGUUCCCAAAUAUUUCCGGACAGAACUCUGUGUCAUUUGCACAGACUGCUUCAAAUAUAAUUCGUUCAUCCGUCCCCCGACCUAAGGCUGCGCAGUACACGUCGAUUGCCCCCAAAGCUCCCGGAUCUAGGCCAAUCUACCAACCACCAGCAACUGCGGCUCCAGUCUCAGCAGCAUUUAUUAAGCGACCACAUGCUGAAGCAAAUAAGCCGAUUGAAUUAACUAGCAUAACUCCUAGACAAUCAGCCGCCACCAACAACACCCCCAAAAAUAAUAAUCAUAAUACGAAUACGCCUAAUUAUAAAGAUAAGGGUCCCAGCGCCAAGACCUUCCCCUCUUUGGUUGUGGUUGUGAAAACUUACCUACAAGAAAAACUUACUAAACCUCAAUCAAAUACAGUUAGAAGCGAGUUAGAUGCAAAAGUGAAGAACAUUUUAAUGCAGUCACCCGUAAAAUUUACGGAAUGGCUGAUUCAAAAGGGUCUGAUAAGGAUGGAUCACAAAUGUGAAGAUCAUAAUAAUCCUUACAAACUGGGAAUGUAUUCCGACAGUGACAAGUAUCCUCACAGUGGGGGCUAUGUGUUCACCGCAGAUUGUUGUUUAGAGAAACAGCAAUCUGUCUUUCACGGAUCAAUUUUUGAAGCCUCCGUCUACCCUCCAUCCACUACGAUGAAGUUAAUUUACCAUUGGGCUUGCCAAACUCCAGCCCCAAGCGUUCUGCAAUGGGUCAAGGUUAACAGUUACUAUCUGAAAAAUUUCUACACUCUGUUACGCAGUGCUUGUGUGGCAGCACUUCACGAGAACGCAUCAGUAAUGGGAGGCCGUGGUAAAUACAUUGAAGUAGGAGUCGUCACCCUCGGAACAUUGCCUGGGAUGCAAGUAGACGUGGUUAGACCGAUGCAAAUUGAAAUUCUUGGAGUGUUCGAUCCUGGGGCUAAAUUUAUUAGAAUGAAAUUACUCAACGUCCCUUCUACAUUGGUCGGAGAUGUGGCCAAGCGUGAAAGGAUUGAUCAAAUUUUAACUCCUAUAAGCACUUGGGUUAACCGCGAUAGUGUUCUUCUCAUUGAUUCUUCGCUAGAUAAGACUAUGGUAGAAAAAUUAGGAUUUAGAAAUGUCAGCCAAUCCAAAACACCUGUUGGUGCCCCAGUUAAGACGACUAUUCCGACUAAUGUCAACGUAAUGAACUAUCUCAGAAACAUUGUCCCAAAAAUGUUUCAAAAUACAUUGUGUGUUCUAAGCAAAAGUCUGAUACAACAGUUCCUAGACGAGCUAUCAUGGCGAGAACUGUGGGGUUCGCAACCUUUAAAAGCAUUCGAUACAGCCUUAUUACAUUUAGCGGCCAUGACAAAGGCAGACACAGGAGAACUCCUAAUCCCUCGACUAAACAAGAUUUCUUUAAAUCCAUUUGCUGAAUGGUCAUAUUCGAAACUACUGCCACCGCCAUCUGGAAUUGAAUGUCUCCCAGACAGCAUUAGAGCACAGCCCUUGUCUGACCUCGUUGCAAGUGCUGUUGGAAUGGACGGUGGGAUUUCCAGUCUUGUUUCGACAUACAUGAACAGCUCAAAAAACAGCGCCGCUGCAAAAGGUCUCACUCCAGAUUACAGCAAGAAAACGACUGCAAAACCUGUUGGGUCAAAACGAAAGGCUGAUGAUGACGUAGCUUUAGAUUUGCAAAAAAUUCUUCGUGAAAAUCCAAAAACACACACACUUCAAGCAUAUUACUACGUUUAUUGUCCUUCCCCUGUGGACAAGUACAGAGUGGAAUUUCCAUCCAAUCUGAAGUGCCCGCUAUGCUCUAAAGUUCUUCGAAAUAAUACGGAUGCAAUUUCACAUCUUACCCGUCACGUUCUAAGUGCUGGAAGAAUUACAACGAAUCCUCAUGGAUGCCGCUAUUGCAUGAAAGAACUACCGACCCAAGCCUUACUACAGACCCAUAUAAAUUCAGUGCACAAGAAGAUUGGGGAAGUCAACGUUUGUCAAAUCUGCCUCACUAAAUAUCCAUCAGAGACAAUGUUAAUUAUUCAUAUGUGGCAGCGUCAUGUGAAUUGCGAAGCCCCAUAUCGAUGUGAACUUUGCGAUUAUCGUACCUCAUUUCAUUAUGAUAGUGUUGACCAUUUCUUUAAGGAACACGGUGGAUCUGAUACUGUCCAGUGUCCAGUUUGCCUAAAGACGUUUGCCUGCCGAUCCAUCCCUUGCCUGAAAAGCGUUGUUACACAUCUUCAAAAUCAUAUCCUUCGCAAGGGCAAAAAGUGUCAAGAUUGUUGCCUCACGUUCUCGACAGACUUAGAUUUCCGUGCACAUCUCGUAGCUGAUUCAGCUCAUCAGAGCAGAGCCACAAAAAAUUUCGUUCAACACGAGGUUGACGAUAAUCCAAUCAGAAUGCCAAAACCUCCACUGGUGAACAAGGAUAUGAAUAUUCCACCCCCAAAGAAAACAAAGACUCGAAAACUUUCUGGGGCAAAUCCAAAUCUAACUACGUUAAAUACUAGCUUUGCCGUUCCAUUGAAUCCUUGUGACAGAUACAUGUUUACACCAAUGAACAUUAACAUUAGUGAUGUUACUAAACAUUCUAAUAUGAAUUGUUGGGAGUGUGGGAAACCUAUUCAUCUAAUAGGCCAUUACCGAGGAACCAUGAAAUGUAGCCGAUGCCGAUUUGAAACUUGUUGUAGUUACAAAAUACAAAAGCACGUCCAAUCUCACGAUGUUACUGAACCGAAUGAAAGUAUCGCCAAAGCCAAAAUGUUCGGUAUGUCAAAGGCACUAAAUGAUGAUUCGACUACCCUCGAGUGCUCAGGAUGCUACUUUGUUAGCGGUAGCUCAAGGCGAUUUGCCUAUCAUCUGCUAACUACUGGACACAGAGCCUGUGGACCUAAAAAUUGUCAGGAACAACCAAUAUGCACCGUGGAAAAUAAUAUUGCCGAUCCUCAAUAACAUAAGCCAUCACCAAUUUCCAAUUUUUUUAAAUUUCAGUUGUUGAAUUACAUUAUAAUUGUUUUACAUCAUACGUGUCACUCUGUCUAGUUUUGUGAACAGAAUGAAUUGAAUUGUGAUUGUUUUGAAUAUUAUAUAGGGUGGUGGGUAAAUACAUACUGAGGGUGAUCGGUAAACCAUUUAGCCUAGGUGCUUCCUUCGGCGCGGCUCGCGCGCACACUUUUGACCAAUUUCACGUACGGACGUGAAGUUGUAGUCACUUAUUUCCUUAUGUGAAAAUUUAAAAUAUCUAACUUCAACAUGUACGGAAGCAUACAUAAACCAACCUUUCUUUGAUAUCGAGGGGGAUCGUACAGGUAAUAAAAGUGAAGGGAAGACGACCAGCCAAGCCACUGCUCCAUGCAAACGUAAUGAAUAGCAAAGGGAAUUUUCAUUAAAACAAAAUACUAUUGUUACAAAAUUUCUUGUUUGGCCCGUCAACCAUGCUAGAAGAGUAUCCAAAACGGUACGCAAGGGGCUUCCGAGGAAAUUGACCUCCAUGGCCACCUUUGUGAAGACAGACCCCCAGCACUACUCCUUUUAUGUUUUUGGCUAUUUGAAACAGCGCCUGUUUUCGAGAAAAGCAACUACCCUCGACAUAGUUUGGAAAAAAGUUUGACGUUGGUCUCCACUCUGCAAAAUUUGAAAUUUUGCACACAAGAUGAUAAUUCUAUACUCCUAGAAUUUCUGCUAGUGAAAUAAGCUCAAAGUGUGUGUGCGACCCGAGAGCUUGGCUAAAUUGAUCAUCCUAAGAAUUCACAUUUAUGAAAGGGAAAAUAACCCAUUUGUAUAUUUAAAACCCGAUACAUUGCAAGUAUUUGCAACAUAAAUAGAAUAUAAGUAUGUAGUAAUAAGUAUAUAGUAAUAAGUAUAUAAAUAAUAAAAUAUUUGCUAAUUAAUCAGUCAAAAUGACAAUUUUAAUUGCCUUUCCAUUCAACGAUUUUUAUGAAAUACAAAAACAAGUGUAUUAACCCAUUUUUUGGUUUCAAUGACGAUAGCGCACUUCUUGAUAUACAAUAUAAGCAAUAAAAAUGUGAAAUAAAUAAGCACAGUACUGAAUAAAA
This is a messenger RNA of Folsomia candida, 6259 nucleotides long. RefSeq lists its product as uncharacterized. The transcript has 15 exons. NCBI's taxonomy places the organism in Eukaryota, Metazoa, Arthropoda, Collembola, Entomobryomorpha, Isotomidae. Gene Ontology annotation, biological process: regulation of transcription by RNA polymerase II. Gene Ontology annotation, molecular function: chromatin insulator sequence binding. The record is from RefSeq and is a predicted model, not a curated record. Gene Ontology annotation, cellular component: chromosome. Bases 189 to 5156 code for a protein of 1655 amino acids.